Messenger RNA from Dendronephthya gigantea, 2342 nucleotides. RefSeq lists its product as uncharacterized. Gene Ontology annotation, biological process: protein import into nucleus. The record is from RefSeq and is a predicted model, not a curated record. Bases 1079 to 1858 code for a protein of 259 amino acids. Gene Ontology annotation, cellular component: nucleus; cytoplasm. The transcript is spliced from 2 exons. Lineage: Eukaryota; Metazoa; Cnidaria; Anthozoa; Malacalcyonacea; Nephtheidae.
AUGAACCACUUAUGCUUUCCAUUCUUAAAUUUCACCACACACCCCAUGGUGAUCAACUAGAAGCUGACACCAUGUUUGCCUGGUACUGCUUGAAGAUUCAAGGAAUGUGCCAAUUUAAAUAUUAGGCAUUGUAUGGUUUGGAUUAUUUGUAGAAAACCAUAUUAAUUGGCAAAGGACUUGGCUUAUUUAUCUAGUGUUCACUCCUUUCUAGUUUCAGAUUGUGCUAGGUAUUUAUAACUAUAGAAGCAUGUUUUACAGUAUAGAUUCAAUUGUAACGAUUCCACUUUGGUUUGACAAGUGUCUGAACAUGACAAGUGUCUGGUCAUAUGGUAGCUGGUGCAGCCAGUCUAUGGUUGGACCUCUGCAAAACAUACAGGUAAAUAUAUUCAAAGCAAAGUAUUUUGCAAGUAUCAACUUGGGAGGGUUUUGACUUUGGACUGGUAGGCUUAUCUAUAAUUGAAUUCACAUUAGGUAAAAUAACUUGCAUGAGUUUAAUAUACACAAAAUAUAAAACGAGACGCACCAUAUGCCCCCGUUUACAUUAUAGAAAAUUUGUAUAUAGGAACUUACAAGAAGGUAGUAGUAACCAAUUGCUAGAUUCUUAGUAAUAGAAUUGUAUAAACCUGUUUUCUAUCGGUCAAAAUGUCCGGCCGGAAUAAAAUUGACCGGUGGCAAAUAGCCGACCGUUAUAGUCCUCACUCCACACUGAUGUUUCGCAUACUCGGAAAAUUUAAAGACACAUCGGAAAGUGGAGAGAUCCUAUCCUAGUAAAAGCUGCGUAGAUCUUGAUUUAGUUCGACUAAUUUUUUUCAUUCAAACUGCUGACUCUUAUGGUAAAAGCGCCUGGAUACGAAGCUAGUUAAGGUUAGGCUCACUUUACGAUUCUGUUAUCUUGUUACAAUAUCGACCAUUCACACCACACCACCCGUAAUACCAGAACUGUGAUACCAGACACUAUUACAUUUGUAACAUAAGCCGAACACCACAGUCAAGGAGCAACAAUCAUAUUCGCUUUCAAAGAAAUGUUUCUGGUUUUCCGCAAAAUCUAACCGCUUCCACGAAAGCUGUCGGACAAACGAUGAAGUCAAGGGCCGUAGCUUUUUGCGUUCUCCUUUUUAUGCUUUGGUGUAAUUCUGGCUGUGGAAUCUCGGUAAAGGAUGAGAAAGAAAAUAAUGCAAUUGCAACAAUAGUUCCGGCGUGGACCCAUAAAGUCAUAAUUAAAACGAGCCGAACGAUCCAGAACCCUACAACGACAAAGGCACCCACGACGUCGUCAUCAAAAAGCAACUCAUCAAAAACUACAAAUCAGACAACCCUUAUACCUGCGUCUAAAAUCACAUGCGAGAUGAGAAACGGUUCGUGUGCGAGGUGUCUGGACGACAACGACUGUUUUUACUGCGACAAUGAACGCUCGUGUGCCGAGAAGACUGAUAAUUUCAUUCCCCCUGGAUGCGAGGGAAAUGAUUGGUACUGGAAGCAAUGCGAAGUACGAGACGAAAUAAUUUUUAUCGUCUUCCCGACAAUUGGAGUUAUAUUGGGCCUUGUGAUUAUAUGUUGUCUGUAUCACUGCUUAUGGUCCAGUUGCCAUCCUUGCUGUCAUCGUCGUUGCCAAAAUUGCCCGUGCUGUUUCAAAAUCUGUAUGCGUUGUACUGAUGACAAAGCAGAUCUCGAAACGCUAAUCUCAGUACCAAAUGAGGAAACUUCUAGCACGUCAACUCACGAAGCAUAUAUCGCAUCAACUAAUUCCGACGCUGUACAGGACAACGACCAUGUCCAUGUUUUUGUCCAUGUUGCCCAAAAAACGUCAGAAAUGAACAAUUUGGCGGCAAUUAAUAAUGGGUAUACUUCUGAUUCCUAAAACACUGGUUUUGCUUUCGAUCAGAAAACAUCGCUAAGAAGGCUACUACCAGUUUAAUUUUUCAUUCCUCUGGUGUUAAAUUUCGUUUCCAAUGUUUAUCCAGUCCUCGAAACAUGCUGGAAUGCCUGAUUGAAUUGAAUUAAAUUAUAAUUGAAGCAUAGGUAUAAUAACUAAAUUAGCAUAAUCUGCUUGCGUGAUGCAUACGUAAUAAUUAUGAAUACUAAAUACGCAUGUGCGAAUAAUGAUAUCGUGCAUGUUAAUACACUUCAGGUACAAAGUUGUAUUCCAUCGUUAAUUCAAGUAAUUGAGAGUUUUACUAAAUUUACAUGUAAUUUGACUGUAUUGAUUAGCGUAUAGUUGAAUAAUAAUUGCAUUGGUAGACUUGUUCAAGCGCUGUCAUGUGCUAUAAGAUAAAUCACUUCAAUAUUGUGACUAUAUCACCAAAAGUGGCGAUUUCCGUCCUCAAAACAAAAUAAAUUAUUUU